Myxocyprinus asiaticus (Chinese sucker) is the source of this 1946-nucleotide messenger RNA. RefSeq lists its product as uncharacterized. NCBI's taxonomy places the organism in Eukaryota, Metazoa, Chordata, Actinopteri, Cypriniformes, Catostomidae. The transcript is spliced from 6 exons. Gene Ontology annotation, cellular component: cytoplasm. Bases 28 to 1824 code for a protein of 598 amino acids. The record is from RefSeq and is a predicted model, not a curated record.
ACAUUUUCCGUUUUGGACACACCCUGAAUGGUAUGCCGUUAUAAACUUGCUUUCAGAAGGUCUGCAUUUAAAGGUUGGAGGAACGUCAGAGGUGCAGACAUGUGGGCUGAAGAUGAUUUGGGUCCAAAUGCUCCACCAUGCCUCGAUAGUUACAUAGCACCAGCUGAAGGUAAUGUCUACAGAAUGUACCAUGGCACAUCUAGGGAGGCUGCUGAGAAAAUCAAAGUCUCUGGCUUUAAACGGUCUUCUAAAGGGAUGCUUGGGCCUGGUGUCUAUCUCAGCCGAGAUCUAGAGAAGGCCUCCAGAUACCCUCUGGAUCUACCUGUGGACCAGAGAGUGGUUCUGAGAGUGAUGGUCAAUGUAGGGAAAGUGAUAAAGAUUGACCGUCAAUAUCAUCCACUGCAGACAACCUGGCAUGAAUAUGGGUAUGACACUGCCUGGUGCCCACCAAAAUGUGGCAUGGUGCGAAGCGGUCUUGAGGAAGACUGUGUGUGGGAUCCAAAUCGAAUAACAGUCAUUGAUGAAAUUCGUCCAAAGCAAGGGUGUGGUGUUUGGUAUGAGUGCUAUUACAGACAGGAUGUUCUCUGCAAGAUGUGGAAAGGACGACUCAUCACCUGUACAACUCAGCGCCUGCAGCGAGAUGACUCACUGCUCCCCUGCAUUGUUGUAGUGUGCAGUGUUCUUCUCAAUGAGCAUGAGAGCUACAUUCACUGCCUGGGCCGCGCCCACAGCGAAGCAGCUCUGAUGGAGACGGACUGCCCUCACUGUGAAGGCAUGAGUCUCCGGAUGCUCCAUGCAAGAAUCACCCUCGUUCUGAGGGACGAUCCUGCCUCCUACGCCUUCCCACCUGCCUCCUCUUUGUUAGAUCAAGAGGGACCACAUGAGGAGUCAAUGGAACACCUUCCGUGGACACACCCUGAACGGUAUGCCAUUUAUAAAUCUGCUUUCAGAAGGUCUGCAUUCAGAGUUAACAUCAGAGGUGCAAACAUGUGGGCAGAAUAUGACUUUGGUAUAGCUACUACAUCAGUUCUUCAGAGUUACUGUGAACCAGCUGGAGAUCAAAUCUACAAAAUGUAUCAUGGCACAUCCAAGCAGGCUGCCAAAAAAAUACUUAGUGAGGGUUUUCGUCAGUCUUCUGAUGGCAUGCUCGGAUGUGGUGUCUACCUGAGCCGAGAUCUAGAGAAGGCCUCGAGAUACCCUCUACAUCUACCUAUACAUGAGAGAGUGGUUCUGAGAGUGAAAGUCAAUGUUGGGAAAGUGAUAAAGAUUGGCUAUCAAGGUCAUCCACUGCAGAAGACCUGGCAUAGUCAUGGGUAUGACACUGCCUGGUGUCCUCCAAGAUGCGGCAGUGUGGCAAGUUUAUUUGAAGAAGACUGUGUGUGGGAUCCAAAACAAAUAAUAGUCAUUGAUGAAAUUGAACCAUGCCUUCAAAGCAGCAUAGAACCAGCUGGAGAUCAAGUCUACAGAAUGUACCAUGGCACAUCCAAGGAGGCUGCAGCAAAAAUAAAAAAAGAGGGUUUUCGUCAGUCUCCUGACGGAAUGCUCGGACGUGGUGUGUACCUCAGCCGAGAUCUAGAGAAGGCCUCCAGAUACCCUCUGGAUCUACCUGUGGACCAGAGAGUGGUUCUGAGAGUGAAGGUCAAUGUUGGGAAAGUGAUAAAGAUUGACUAUCAAUGUCAUCCACUGCAGAAGACCUGGCAUGAAUAUGGGUAUGACACUGCCUGGUGCCCACCAAAAUGUGGCAUGACAGAAAGUGGUUGUGAGGAAGACUGUGUGUGGGAUCCAAAUCGAAUCGCAGUCAUUGAUGCAAUUCGUCCAUUUUAAGGGGUGGGUGUUUUUCAUACAAACAAUGAAAAACAAUUUUGCUAUUUGUUAUACUGUAUUUGUGCUAUGCCUGCUGUAUUAUACUCGUUAUGAGGCUGGAGAUGAUCAUAAAUCAAUAAAGA